Molecule: messenger RNA, 1724 nt
Organism: Macrosteles quadrilineatus (aster leafhopper)
Lineage: Eukaryota; Metazoa; Arthropoda; Insecta; Hemiptera; Cicadellidae
Exons: 4
Coding region: 1-1362 (453 amino acids)
Source: RefSeq, a predicted model, not a curated record
AUGGCGGUCACGCAGCAGCGGUUUACGUGUGGUGUGUGUUCUAAUAGUGUAUCUGAAGAGGACUACGCUCUUGAGUGUGAAGGAUUUUGCUCUUCGUGGUUCCACCAUAAAUGUGUCAAGAUAAGUAAGAAGGAUUACGACCAGAUUAGCCGACUCGGGGAGAAAAUUCGAUGGUUCUGUGGUCCCUGUGAUGCCCGUAUGCAAACCGUCAUUUCAAGUGAUUGUGACUUAAAGAAUUUAUUAGUAACAGGCUUCAAUGAACUUAAAGAGGCUGUGAAUUCUGUGUGUAAGGUUCAAGAAAACACCAAAAAGAAGCUAAGUAAUAUCGUUACACAUCAUGUCAAACUUAGUACAAAUAUUAACCUUAUUGCCAAACAAUGUGGUUUAAAAGCGGAAGCAACGUCACGAGCAGACGAUGCAGACGACACUUCGCCUUCAAACGUCAUGGAGAAGAAAAACGAAAAUAAUCUCCCACUCCCAGUCAGUGAUGACAACUGCACGGCCUCAUUUUCUGACAACGACCUCCAGUCGUCUGCUACCAUCGCCAACGACGUUAGUAUGGCAGUGAUGGAACCAUAUAGCCCUGCCCCAUCAUCUGAUCUGACGAUGACGACCAACUUCAGUUUAGCGCAUGUUGGCGUUGGCACUCCUGUCUGUUCGAGAGUGGAAGUGGAAGACACUUGUAAAAACAAAAAUACUGCAAACUGCGAUGUAUUUAGCGCUGGUGAGGUUAGGAAACCUGAGAUGAAUGGUGAUAUAACGUAUGCGAGUGCACUUAAAAAUCCUCAGAAGCCCAAAUUGGGUCGUGAUAUCCCUGGUGUGAUUGGUACCAACGUCAAGACAACUCUAAAAUCAGUUGGAAAACAGGAGUGGCUAUUUAUCUCUAGACUCCAACCAUCUACAACGACUAUGGAUGUUUCCAACUUCCUCACAAGUGAAGGUAUCCAAAAUGUUGAAUGUACAGAACUGAAGAGUGUGGCUGAUGAUGUUGGAGGUUGGAGGAGAUAUAGCAUCGACCCCGAAGUGUUCUCUAGUUUCUUGAUGAGGAUGUUUGAUCGCCAUGUUUCCUUGGGGUGUUGCCGCAUCACAGAACCUACUCGUCUACUUGCCUGCAGCUACGAGCUAUUAAGAGACUCGUCUACUUGCCCGCAGCUACGAGCUGUUAAAGACUCGUCUACUUGCCUGCAGCUACGAGCUGUUAGAGAACAAGCAGCCAUAUUGGGAGAGCGAGACUCAGUCAAGAUGCAGAAGGCGGCCAGUGCCAUCGCAUGGAUGGCUUGCAAGUUAGCAGUCGACAACAAGUUUUUAUCUUCUUUCGCCAAGUCCACAAUGGCCAAAGAAACACACGGCUAUGGACGAUGACACCUCUUUUUCCUUGGCUUCCGUAGAUGCUAUUCCGGUUACCAGGAAAAUGUUACAGAACCACACCAAUGGGGAGCGAGUGAGAGAAAUGGUGUCUGCUCUCUGGUCGGAGCUCUGUGAGACACUGAAAGGGAAACUUGGACAAACAUCGGAGCAGUUGGAUUACUUAACAACAUCCAGGAUUCACCCAACUGAGAACUUCAUGAUUUGUCAUCUCCAUAUAUGAUCCUACAACUUAUACACCCAACUUAUAUAAUUACUUAUAUGAUGAGUGCUUAUAUGAUUUACUUUUAAUUGUCUUGCAACCGUGUGGUCACACUAAAUUAUCAAUUGUAUAACACUGGUGUAAAUAAAAUAUGAUA